This is a messenger RNA of Oppiella nova, 309 nucleotides long. Lineage: Eukaryota; Metazoa; Arthropoda; Arachnida; Sarcoptiformes; Oppiidae. The record is from the annotation of a GenBank genome assembly.
AAAGAGUCGGCGUAUUGUAUGGCAAAGUCGGCGAUUGAUAUGUUCACCAAAUGUAUGGCCACUGAGUUGGGACCCAAAGGCAUACGAGUUAAUAGUGUUAAUGACGAUCCAAUCGCUCCUUACCCUUGGGAUCCAAACAACACCCCUAACGACCCGUUUGUCGAAUUGGCGCCGAAAAUACCGGUGAAAAGGGUCGCCGUUUCCGACGACUUAGCAUUCGCUGUGCUAUUAUUGGCGGCACCGGAAUCAACGUUUAUAACCGGAACUAAUAUGUUGGUCGAUGGGGGCUAUACUGUUGCUGGUCUAUAA